Messenger RNA from Miniopterus natalensis, 2663 nucleotides. The record is from RefSeq and is a predicted model, not a curated record. NCBI's taxonomy places the organism in Eukaryota, Metazoa, Chordata, Mammalia, Chiroptera, Miniopteridae.
CUUGUAUUUUUUGGAAUGAUGGGGAUCUUUGGGGCGUAUGUCGGACUCGUCUUCUCGCUGGUCUACGUGCAGCAAGGGCUUGCUUCCCAAGCAAAAUUUACUGAGUUUCCGCGCAACGUGACCGCGACCGAGGGGCAGAAUGUGGAGAUGUCGUGCGCCUUCCAGAGCGGCUCGGCCUCCGUGUACCUGGAGAUCCAGUGGUGGUUCCUGCGGGGCCCCGAGGACCCGGAGCCCGCGGCCGAGGUGGCCGGCGCGCAGGUGGAGCUCCUGCCCGACCGCGACCCGGACAACGACGGGACCAAGAUCAGUACAGUGAAAGUCCAAGGCAACGACAUCUCCCACAAGCUGCAGAUUUCCAAAGUGCGGAAAAAGGACCAGGGCCUCUACGAGUGCAGGGUGACCGACGCCAGCUACGGAGAGCUUCGGGAGCACAAGGCCCAGGCCUUCCUGAACGUCACCGCCAGCGGCCACGCUCGGAGGGUGCAGGCCUUCGAAGCCUCGCCCAUGUGGCUGCAGGACGCCAAGCCGCGGAAGAAUGGCUCGGCCGCCGCGCCCAGCAGCACCCACGGCUCUGCCAGCCAGCGCGCGCCCUCCACCUCCAGCCCUCAAGCGGUAGCCAAAAUCCCCAAGCAAAGUCCACAAUCAGGUGCCAGGAUAGCUACAAGCCAUGGACUUUCUGUCCUGCUUCUUGUUUGUGGCUUUGUGAAGGGUGCUUUGCUUUAGUCUAAAGUGCUGACUUUUUUCCAAUAUCACUUUCUCUUCUUAAAGCAAAGAGCAAAUCGCCUGUAAACUCUACGGAGCGGACAGCAAAGUUGACCCUAAACUCCAAGCACCACUCCGCACCCACAAUAGGCUAAUUUCCUAGACCAGGAGCACCUGCUUCCGGAGCGUACACGAAGAGGCUCUCACACGCUUUGUUCAUACUGUUUUCUUGGGCAAAUCACUGGUCUUUCAUUUCAAGAGAAUUAGUGAGAAGUGAUAGGACAUCUUCUAAUAGCAGGAUCUAUUUUUCCCCCCUUUCCUUCCGGCGACUUAAAGCAUCAUCUCACUGCCCGACCGCUCAGGGGUUGGCCUGAAUGUCACCGGGAUAGUAAAUAUUUACUACAGAAACCACCAUUUCCUACUAAAAGACCCGUUAUCUGCAGGAAGCAAACAGAUCAAAAGACUACAGAGCAUAAACUGUCAUCAAGCGGCACCCCCGUGGUGGGGGGGCAGGAGCAAAGUCAUCGACGCUGCGAGGCAAGGAGAACCUUAUUUUCGAUAAGAAAUAAUACAAGAAAGAAUUCUUCUUAAUUUUCCCUUUUUUCUUGGAUUUUUCCCCCUUUUUCUUCAUUACAGUUCUUGUUCGAUGAUGGUGGCAAGUUACUGAUUGCGGCCAAUCCCUGUCCAUCCUGGGAGGUUUAUAUAAAUACAUUUUGAGUGUUCUCUAUUUCAAUGUAUUUUAAUUCAUUUUGCAACUGCUGUAUAUGCAAACCUGACCGAUUCUGUACAUUGCUUCUAGUAUGUGUGCUAUAACUUCAAAAUAGAUAGACUAUGACCUUCAUGCAAGCUGGUUUUUAUCAUUAUAUAUAUAAAUAUAUGCAUAGAAAUAUCUAUAUGUUGGGUCAUCGACCAACUCUUUUUGAUAAAGCGUUUGUUUCUCACAUGAUCCUUAGAUUGUGUGGACCCUGUAAUGCCUUGUUUCACUUCCACAGGUUUGACACCUGCAGGCGGCCUCAGUUGGCCUCUGCUUCCUUCUGGAAAAUGCAUAUUCAGAAUUGUAUCAGUCUCUGAUAAAUGAAUUGAUUUUGUUGUGUGUAUGCUUGUUGGAACUUGCUAUGUUUCUUUAAUAUAUGGUGUUUAUUGAGGUCCAAGGGUCUCUUGACUCAAGAAUGUACACUCUGGUUUUGACAGCUGUCCGCUAUUAUAAUCACCAUUGUUACUGUCGAAAAGCAAUGUUGCUCCUGGAAAGUUUGCCUUGGAGGUGAAUGGAGAAAAUAGAGGGGUCACCGGGAUUCCCUGACUUCACGGAAGAGCACUUCUUGCUGAGGCUAAAAGUGUGCUUCCUUCGAGCUUUGUGAAUUUCUGUAGCUUUGUCAUUCUGUUCUUUGCUCCUGAUGACAUCUUAAUGUCUCCUCAUUAAAAGUUAAAAUGUGGUCGUUGGCUCAAUAGAUAUGCAAAGGACGACAAAUUUCUGAUUGAAGAUCUUGUGUUCGGUGUUUGCUUGUUAAGUGGAUUAUAAUUUUUAAUGCUCCGGGCUUAUUUUUGGUUUUAUGGUCAUUUAGACUGUUUUGUUGAGAACCUGUUUUCUACCCUAGUGGGCAGAACUGUUUGCACGGUCCACAUCCGCUGUGGAAUGGAUGCGGGUUGAGACAGGAAUGACCUAAGUUUCCCUUCCAGAGAGAUGCUCCAUUUUCCUUUCCUAACAAAACCAGAAGACCCUCAGCUCCCAGCCUAAGGUCUUAAGCGGAAGCUUGAAGGCAAUGAAUACCUCUGCUUUUCGAAGGUAAAUGCAUUUGAUUUUCUGCAAUUCAAUUACAGGCAAUGUGCAUAUUUUCAUAAUAUUCUUGACAUUAUCUUCUGAGAAUUAAUGUUUCAUGCUAAACCUUUGAUUGACAUUUUUCUUGGUCAUUUGGUUUAUUAUUUCAGUCUAAUGAGAAAAAUAAAUAAAGGAUUUGAUUGCA